Messenger RNA from Catharus ustulatus (Swainson's thrush), 2406 nucleotides. Its product is annotated as lysophosphatidic acid receptor 6-like. Gene Ontology annotation, biological process: neuropeptide signaling pathway. NCBI's taxonomy places the organism in Eukaryota, Metazoa, Chordata, Aves, Passeriformes, Turdidae. The transcript has 2 exons. Gene Ontology annotation, cellular component: membrane. Gene Ontology annotation, molecular function: G protein-coupled peptide receptor activity. The record is from RefSeq and is a predicted model, not a curated record. Bases 363 to 1076 code for a protein of 237 amino acids.
UCCAGCCGUGCCAGGCACAUCCUUCCUGUGCUCCCAGGGUUUUCCUCGUGGGUAACCUGUGCUGGCUCACCCAGACAAGCCUGGGGUCGCCGCCUGAGAUCUGCUCCAGCCUGAGUGUGGGGAAGUGUCUGGGACUCCUUUUCCACUCAGGCCAUCAGUUUUUCCAGACAGCUGAAAGUUAAUGGGCACCAGGAUUGGAGUGAGUAAUCCUUGUGAAACCAGCUCUGGAGGAAGUUGCCCAGGAAAACAAAUCCUGCAGCGCUGACGUGGAGCCCAACACGAGGUGCUCUGUAUAAAAACCAGGAAUCACUCCAAGGCAAACGGCACUUUUCAGCUCUGCUGAGACAUCACAGGCUGCAGGGAUGCAGAAAACUAUCCCUGCCUGCUUCUUCCAGCAACUGUAUUCUUCCCUAACUGGCAUUUCAAUGGAGAGAGACCACAUGAAAGACCUCAGAAGAUACCUGGCACUGAAAUACAUCCAGUACCUGGUGCUGUCCUCCUCCAACGCUGCCAGCACCCUCCUGGGGCUGCUGGGCAGCGCCUACACCAUGAUCCUCCUGCAGUCUGCCAAGGUCUCCUCCAAGUCCACUGCAGUCUUCAUCUCCAGCCUGGCCCAGGCAGACCUCCUGGUUCUGCUCAGCCUGGUUUCUGAGCUGUUUUUGGGCGGUUUUGGCGCAGCCCCGUUCCUGGCGCGGAUGCUCCUCAUGGCCAACGCCCACGUGAGCUGUGUCCUGCUCAGCUGUGUGGCCUGUGAGGCUUAUCUGAUCACCUUCCUGCCCGCACAGUCCCGGCCCCACAGGACAGUCAGGAAGGCCAGGCUGCUCUGCAGGGGGAUCUGGGCGCUGGUGGCCGCAGAGUGUGCCCUGUUCCUGCUGGAUGAGCACCUGGGGGCCAGCAGUGCCUCUGCCCCCUCCUGUGCCACUUUGGGGCUCCUGUUCCAGCUCUCCAGCACGGCCACGGCCCUGCUGCAGUCCCUCAGCUACAGCCUGGGGAUUCUGCUGAGGAUUGUCAACGUGUACAUCUACUACAAGAUAUUUUUCAGCAUGUCUCCCAGGUCCAGACUCAAAUCCAAGUAGGAUGUGUUCCCUCUGGGAGUGCUGGGACAGCACAAAGCCCUGCAAUGCAAUUCCAAACCACUGUUCAAUAACCAGGACUAAGGCUGGUGCUGUCCAGCAUUACUGAGGACAGUUUGGGGCUGAGGAGACCCUUGGCACUGAGACAGCACAGCUGGUGUGUGUUUAUUCAGACUUUAUUCACUGUAGAGGUGAAACAAAAGACAUUUCAUGGUUGUAAAACAACCCGACUAUUUUUUAUAUCAAAAGGUGCUUAAAGGCUUCCUCAGGGAUCUGUUGAGCCAAGAGUUGUGUAGUUGUUUACUGGAGACAGGAUCUGUGUCCUAAAAUAUUCCUAACUCAGGUGACCCCAGGCUCUGCAGGUGGGAUGGAGAGACAAGGUGAGCACUGAGAUGUCCCAGGUGGGUUCAGGGCAUCAGCCCCACCUGGGGAGCUCCUGGGACAGAGCUGGGCUGAGAUGUCACACCUUGGAACCUUCCCAGAGCUGGAAACAGCUUCUCUCACAUCCUUCUUCAGAAAUAAGGGGGUGUGAGGCUGGAGUGCAGCUCUUUGCUUCAGCCCUGGCAGUGGUGUGGAGGAUCAUGAGCACCAACAUCCUUCUGACCACACUGGGGCUUGUCUGGAUGUGUGAGAGCUGCUCCCCAGCUGGUGAUUGCUGGGAUUUCCUCAGCACUCUGGGAUUUUAUCAGCAAAGCACAAAGUGCUUCAAAUACCUCUGACACUGCCCAAGGUGCACAUGGGCACUUCCAAACCCUCCUGACUUCACACAGGAGCUCCAGGUGCAGACUGUGGUGAGGAGACACUGAGCUUCUGCCAGACAUUCUGCCACCCCCAGAUAAUUUUGCCAUCCCCAGAUCUUUCUGCCAUCCCCAGAUCAUUCUGCCAUCCCAGAUCAUUCUGCCAUCCCAGAUCAUUCUGCCAUCCCCAAAUCCUUGUUCCAUUCCCAGAUUUUUCUACCAUCCCAGAUCAUUCUGCCAUCCCCAGAUCAUUCUUCCAUCCCCAAAUCCUUGUGCCAUUCCCAGAUUUUUCUGCCAUUCCCACAUCUUUCUGCCAUUCCCAAAUCCUUGUGCCAUUCCCAGAUCUUUCUGCCUUCCCCAGCUCGUGGCUGCAGCACCAGCAGCUGAGUGCUGACUUUGCUUCUCAAGAGACUCAAAAGGAAGCUCUGCCAAGGGCUGGGGAUCAGUAAAAGCAGAGCAGCAAUGUAAUCAAGUCAAUUAAAGCCUUGGAUGAACGUUCCAAAUCAAAGCUGAUCCUGUCAGCAGGAAGGAUGUCCUAAUAACUUGAUGCACUGUGAUAACCUGUUCUUGCUCCUGAAGCCUGAAGUGAGACGCUC